Molecule: messenger RNA, 2095 nt
Organism: Ruditapes philippinarum (Manila clam)
Lineage: Eukaryota; Metazoa; Mollusca; Bivalvia; Venerida; Veneridae
Product: D-aspartate oxidase-like
Exons: 11
Coding region: 188-1192 (334 amino acids)
Molecular function (GO): FAD binding; D-amino-acid oxidase activity
Source: RefSeq, a predicted model, not a curated record
AAAUCUGGAUCCGCGCCUGUUUUUUGCAGUGUGUUAGAUCGACAUAAAUUUUAUUAGGAUAAAUACGCCUGUUGCUCGGCGUGUAUGUGAAUAUAUGUAUAUAUGUACUUGUUAAGGACAUUUAAAUAGAUAAACUUACUCAAGGUUAACGCUUUUAUUUUUAGCGAUUUCACGACGAUUUUCAACUAUGCCGAAAGUGGUUGUCGUCGGUGCCGGCGUCGUCGGAUUGUCAACAGCAAUUCACAUACAGAAACAGCGUCCAUCAACACAAGUUACCGUUGUUGCCGAUAAAUUCGAGAAGCAGACGACAAGUCAUGGGGCUGGCGGAUUAUUUCGGCCGAAUUUAGAACAUCUCCUUGGUGUUGACCCUGACACUGUCACGAGAUGGAGCCAUGAAGGAUUUAAUUUUUAUUCAAAACUGGCAGUGUCACCGGAAGCGGCCGAGACCGGUCACAUGGUGAUGCCAGGAUAUGUCUUUAGUAAUACAGAAAUCAAGAAUCCCUUGUAUAAAAGUGUUGUGUUCAGUUUUCGUCAGUUGAGUUCCGAAGAAUUGGAGAAGUUGGCAGUAAAAUACAAAUUUGGUUAUCAAGUAACAACAGUUAUAACAGACUGCAGUAGAUUUAUGCCAUGGUUAAUGAGAAAAUUUAAAGAGCAGGGUGGUGUGGUAGAGAACAAGCAUGUUGAUAAUCUAGAAGAGUUUGUAGGUAAAUAUGAUGUGGUAGUGAACUGCUCUGGAAUACAUAGUCGUGAGCUGGUGGGAGACAGGUCUGUGUACCCUAUCCGAGGUCACCUUAUACGUCUUAAAGCACCUUGGAUUAAAUAUUGGGUGUAUACUGAGGAUUCUGCUUAUUUUAUCCCGGGUUAUGACUCACUUGCGAUAGGUGGUGUUCGACAAAAGGACAAUUAUAAUUUAGAAAUUGAUCCUAAAGACACUGCCGGCAUACUGGAGAGAUGUUAUAAGCUCUGGCCUAGUCUACAGGGCGCACCAGUUCUUUCAGAAUGGGUAGAUUUGAGACCUCACAGAGAUCCCCUAAGGCUAGAAAAGGAAACCAUGAAAUUUCCAAAGGGAUCUUUAAAUGUUGUUCACAACUAUGGACAUGGAGCGUUGGGUAUAACGUUAGCCUGGGGGACGGGGAAAGAAGCCUCACAACUUGCUGUUCAAUGUUUAUCAUCAUCUACAUCAAAAUUAUGAUUUUUAGUUUUGACAAGAAGCGACUUGUCUCAAGCUAUUUCCUCAAUUAUUUUUUUUGUUCCUUUUUAUUCAGAUUUUGUUUUUUAUUUUAUGAUUUAAAUUGUUAUUUAGAAUAUUAAGAUAAUAUAUUUAAAAGUACAAAUUUGAUCGUUAAAACUUUGUGAUUGUUUCAUUGAUGUUUGGCGGAAGCUCAAUGUUAAGCAGAAAGUUUCAUGGGACCACGCUUGAUGUAAAGUUUUAUUUUGUGUUCUAAGUCUUUGUAAAAUUACUUUGAAUAUUUGCAACUUUUUUUAUUUUAAAUGUGGCGCAAUACAGAUCAUUUUAAUGAGACUGAACAAUUGAAAUCUUUUUUAUUUACAUGCAAAAAUCAUGCUCUAUUCAAGAUCCUUUUUUGUUGCUUAUAAUUAAAGGUCCAUUAUGCCCAUACAAUGCUAAUAUUUUCAUUUAUCAAAAUGUUUAACCUAUGAUGACCAGUUACAAAAUCCGAAAAAGUGCUCAAUAAACCUCUAUAGGUAAACCAUCUACUGUUUUGCUUGAUGUUUGGAAAUUGGCGCUGAUAUUGUGAUUUAGUAUUUUGUAUAGAAGUCAAAAUACCAUUUGUUUACAUUGUGCCACCUUUAUCACAAUUUUUGUUACAUUCAGCGUUAUUUUCCUCUGGUGAUAAGCAUGUUACAUGUUCUAAGACAUUUAUGAAAAAAAACAAAUGUUUGCCUCUUCUCUGGAAGUAAAUAUGUAUUCAUUUCAAAGGCAUAAUGUGCCUUUAAUAUAAACUGUUUUUACUCUCUUUUAUCAUUCCAUGUUAUUGUAAAUUGUUUACACAGAAAUGUGCCUUUUUAAUCUUUAAAUUUUAAUUUGUUAUAUGUGUAAUUUACUUAAAGGGGAAUAAAAUGUAUCGAUAUCUUA